UUUUAUUCUCUUCUCUGAUUGGUUUUUAAGUCAUGAUGCAAGAGUCGGGGACAGAGGCGACAAACGGAACGGCCAAUCAGAACAGCGCCGCACCUAGUGUGGAGGGACACAGAGAAGUUCGAUCCAAGAGCGCCACUCUUUCCUCUGACAUCACAGUGUCUGACCUCGUCAACUUCCAGCAGCAGCAGGCCUUACAAGUUGCACGACAAAUCCUUCUCCAACAGCAACAGCAAAGCAGUGCCCACAAGUCCCCAAAAAACAAUGACAAGCAACCUGCACCACAGGUCCCAUUUUCUGUUGCUAUGAUGACACCACAGGUCAUAACUCCUCAGCAGAUGCAGCAAAUCCUCCAACACCAAGUUCUGAGCCCCCAGCAGCUCCAGCUGUUACUGCAGCAACAACAAUCACUGAUGUUACAGCAGCAGCAACUCCAGGAGUUCUACAAGAAACAGCAAGAACAACUCCACCUUCAGCUCAUCCAGCAGCAGCAUGGCAACAAACAGCAGAGUAAAGAGGUGUCUGUGCAGCAGUUGGCGUUCCAACAGCAGCUGCUCCAGGUUCAGCAGCAGCAGCAUCUCCUGAGCCUGCAGAGACAAGGGCUGCUGUCCAUUCAGCCCAACCAGACUCUGCCCCUGCACUCCCUCACUCAGGGCAUGAUUCCAGCCGAACUGCAGCAGCUGUGGAAGGAGGUGACAAACAGCCAUGUGAAGGAGGAGAACAGCGCGCACAAUAACAGUCACCGGGGUCUGGACCUGUCGUCCCCCUGCCCUGUUCCCCCCAAAAACCACAACCAGCAUGGAUCCACCAACGGCCAGUACAUCAGCCACUCGCUCAAGAGAGAGGGAUCAACGUUGGAUGAUCAUUCUCCUCAUAGUCACCCUCUCUAUGGUCACGGCGUCUGCAAAUGGCCAGGAUGUGAAGCUGUGUUUGAAGACUUUCAGUCGUUCCUGAAACAUCUGAAUAAUGAACAUGCCUUGGAUGACAGGAGCACGGCGCAGUGCAGGGUACAGAUGCAAGUAGUUCAACAGCUGGAACUGCAGUUAGCGAAAGACAAAGAGCGUCUUCAAGCAAUGAUGACUCAUCUUCAUGUCAAGUCUACAGAGCCCAAACCCGCCCCACAGCCACUGAACCUGGUUUCUAACAUCACCCUGUCCAAGACGGCUCCCGAGGCCUCGCCGCCCCUCAGCUUACCCCAGACGCCCACCACCCCGACGGCCCCCCUCACGCCGCUCUCACAAACCCACUCCGUUAUCACCCCCACCAGCCUGCACAGUGUCGGUCCCAUGCGCAGACGCUACUCGGACAAGUACAACAUGCCCAUAUCUCCAGAUAUUGUCCAGAACAAAGAGUUCUAUAUGAAUGCUGAAGUACGACCUCCUUUCACAUAUGCUUCGCUAAUACGACAGGCAAUACUAGAGACGCCAGAAAAACAGCUAACACUAAACGAGAUCUACAACUGGUUCACGCGAAUGUUUGCAUAUUUCAGACGCAAUGCAGCAACGUGGAAGAACGCAGUGCGGCAUAACCUUAGUCUUCACAAGUGUUUUGUGCGAGUAGAGAACGUUAAAGGGGCGGUAUGGACCGUCGACGAGCUAGAGUUCCAAAAGAGAAGGCCGCAAAAGAUCAGCGGAAGUCCAGCUCUAGUAAAGAACAUCCAUACCACUUUGGGAUAUGGUCCCGCUCUUUCUGCAGCCUUCCAGGCUUCAAUGGCAGAGAACAACAUACCUCUAUACACUACCGCUUCCAUCGGAAGUCCCACUCUUAACUCGCUUGCCAGCGCUAUCCGAGAGGAAAUUAAUGGGGCCAUGGACCACGGGAACAGCAACGGUAGUGACAGCAGCCUUGGACGCUCGCCCCUGCCAGCUAUGCAUCAUAUCAGCGUAAAAGAGGAGCCACUGGACCCCGAGGAGCACGAAGGUCCCCUUUCCCUUGUGACGACUGCCAAUCACAGUCCAGACUUUGACCACAACGGAGAUUACGAGGAUGACCACGGUCACGAGGACAUGCUGUAAGCCUGGUUUCUCCCAGGUCCUCUGCCGAAGAGACCAUACUAACUGCGCUCACCUGCGAGACCACUCCAGAUAUAGCAAGCCCAAGACUGGAUUCACAAUCCUCUUGUUGACAGCUAUUAAAAUGUUCUGAUAUACUUAGUGCCAUUAAAUACGAAACGAAAUACGAGAUAAGAAAAUCUAUUCCAUUUGGAAGUAUUUUUGAUUUGUUACUACUUUUCAGUUUAAAGACGAAAUGCGUAAAUUUCUACUCAUCUUCUCAUGAAGAGACGUUUGGUACUGGGGCCUGCUUCUACUUCCUUUUGGCAAAAGUGUCACUGAGACCAGAGCGGACAUGAAAACACAGCUGAGAAAGACUCAUUGCCCUCCGAGUCGAAUAAACACUGAUCACGAACUCUCACACACACAAAUCAUUAGCGCUUCGAUGAGCGUGCCACUCACAGUGUGCAUGUACGUAUGUGACUUUAAUUCAUUGUCUCUGCCUUCAGAUCUUCUCAAGAGGACGGUUCACCCAAAAAUGAAAGCUCUCUCGUCAUUUACUCACCCUUAGGUCGUUCCGAACCCGUGUGACGUUCUGUCUUUCGUGAAACACAAAAUGAUUCGUUUUGAAGAGUGUACUCGGUUGCUUUGAAAGCGAAUGCUCUCCCUGAGAGUUUAUGAGAGUCAACGGUGAGCGAAUCGUUCUUUUGAGUUGGAUCUUUUUAGUGAAUUGGUUGAUGAGGUUCAAAACAAAGCUGACUGAUUUUCAAGUUCAACUCACUGACUCAAACAAAGGGAAGGCUUAGAUUUUGGUUAGUUUUUUUACCCAAAUGUAUCUACAACUUCAGAAGACUUGAAAUAUAGGAAAACGGUAUAGAUCCCCUUUAUGUCACUCCACUCUGCAUUAAUUGUAAUUGCAUGAAAAAGAGCAGCUGGUGCACUCUUUAAAAUGUCUUUUUGUGUUUUUAUGGAUAAAAAGAAAGUCAUAUAGCUUUUGAACAACCUGAUUAUGACUAAAUGACAGAAUUUUCAUUUUUUAAGUGCACUAUUCCUUUAAAUUCGCUGUCAUCGCAGCUGGAGGAUAUCUGUCUGGUGUUUUGAGGGUUCCUGGGCGAAUAAUUUAAACGUAGUGUCCUCUCAUUACUCUGUGCUGUUAGCUAUGUAUCCUUUUUGCUGGGUUUGUUUGUUUUGGUAACUGAUCAGACCUCAUGAAUAAUGACGUGGAGUUAUGGUGUGCUUAGCACUGGAUGAAUGUUAAGGCUUCUCAUGCUCUUUUUUUUUUUUCUUCCCCUCUUUCUUUCCUUUUCGAAAUUGAAACAGAAUGUCGCAUUACCGUGUAGUAUUUUUCUGUCAUUUGUUCCUAGCGUUUCGGAUCGCCACUUUGCAGUCACAUUGCCCUUGCGUGCCGUCACACACACACACACACUAUCUCUGUCUUUCCCGCUCAUGACGUCCAUCUGCAAAUGCACUUACUCGUAAUGAAGGCUCCCUCUCCACGCUCCAAUGAAGUUUAAUUUUCACGUGGAAUGAAUGACAGAAAAAUCAACGCAGGUUAAUGUUUAUCGCUCUGAAAUUAUACUUUCAAAAAUCCCCUUUUGUGGUGAUGCAUGUUAGCGUCAACCAAAUCGCUGAUCGAAACCAUCAUCUGUAUUGCAAAAUGAAAUGUCAAAAAAUGUUGAAAUAAGCACCAGGGAGAGGAUUGUUAGACAAAAGCUAAUCGUGAUUCCUGAACGUUAUUGACGGCAUACAGGAAACUUUAAAUUUUUUUAUUUCUGUCAUUUCAAAGACUGUCUGGAUGACUUUUAAACUGCAUUCCCUCUAGUUUCAAUAUCAGUUUCACCACAUCAAUGACCGGCUCAGCCUCUGUUAUUAGACGUGAUAAUAAUUACAAACGGGAUAAACGUUAAAGGGGUUAUGAACUGAGGCUGAUGGCACAGCCAUGACCACUGAGCAUUACAGCACUGGGGCAGCCCACUAUGGCCAUUCGCUUCUUGCCACAUCGCAAUUGUUUCCGAUAUAGGAAAUCCAAUCCACGCAGGCCAUUUGAACCCGGAAAGCAACUCCGAAUUGGAAGCUGCUAUCGCCGGCUAGCUUAGAUUGAAAUUUUGGGAACAGACUUUAGAUUAGGCUUCUACAAAGCGAUUGCAUUUUGUUUUUCGAAUGACUGCAACCAACCACUUUCUGUGUUCUUAUUUAUUACUUCCAUUUUUAUUGUCAGUUUGUUUUUACUUAAGUUGAUGUUUAUGUCUCUUAUCUGUGACUACCAAAGAAGCAAGAUACUACAAGCUGAUAUAUUCUAUGUUCCAUGCAAUAGCUAAACAAAAGGCCAAAUAUCCUUAUAGUGUUCCCCGCACUGGCCGGACGCAAAAAUUAUGAAAUGUCUGUUACUGUGUCAGGCUUAUUGUGGUGAAGAAAAAAAAAAGCCAAAGGGUUGUUCGAUGGGCAGCUGUAUGUCUUUGCCUGUGACCAAAAUAGUAGAUCGAGACCAACACACGACCAAAUCAAAGCAAUGUUGUCUUUGGGCCAAUGAAAAAGAAAAAAGGGAGUGUUCUAUUAGGAAAUGAUGGCUAUAAAGGGGAAGGAUAUGGAUGAAAGAGUUUAGGACUGUGCUCACUGUCGUCACAGGAAAUUUAAAUCCAGGAGGGGGAAAACAUUUGCAUAACACAAUGUGAACUGAACUUUAAACUGGACCACACAAUGAUGAGUUGACCCCACAAUGAUGAGUUUCAUUUUUUUUAAUUCUUUAGAUUUUUUUUUUUUUUUUUUGCCAUUUUAUUCUUUGAAAAGAUUGUAUGCCACUUACCUUGUAAAUUCGAAACAGGAUUCCCGAUGUCCUUUUGUUAACCUUGGCAAUGCUCUAUGAUUGUGUUUUAGUGUCUGUCAACAUAUUACUUUUUUUAUAUUAAAAAACACUCCUGUCAACCAAUAAGCUGGGUACAAGGUACUUUAAUGGCAGUUACUACUAUUUGUAAAUUUAUCCAAGCAUUUCGUAUUGAUGAAAAGGGUUCACUGAAAUGAAUAAAGCAUCCGGGCAGCUGCAGUGGGACAGAUUCGGGGCUCUUCUGAGGGCCGUUUCUGAUUGUUAUUCUUGAGCAGGUAGAUGAGACCAUUCACCGCAUGUGUAGCUCGGCAUUACUGAAGAAAUACAGCAUGAGAAACUGUUAAUAUGCAUACCUCAGUUCAAACCUCUAGGGAAUGAGUAAUUAAGAAAAAGAUGUAACAUUUCACUCAGUUGCACUUAGUCGUAUGUCUUGCAUGUUUAGUCUAAAACUGUAGCAAACUAUUUUAAGAAAAAGAUUUUUAAAAAAUAUAUAAAAAUCAGAGCUUGUUUAUCAUGAGGGUCUCUCUUUUUUUCCUCUUUUAAACCAAUCCAAACCUCAGGCUUUUUUUUUAUCGUUAAGAAACGCCACUCGGCUUGCUUCGAUAUGAUCUCUUCUUCGAUUUAUUUUGCUUCUCACAUGCGGUAAACUGUUUCCUGUCUCUGCUCUUUUAGCUCAUGUUGAAGUAGGUUGUACAUACACCACAUUAUAGCUUGUGUGUCCUCUCAUUUUCUCCUGAUUCUUUUCAGAGAACAAAAAAAAUACUGUUUGUAUCACCAUGUUUGCUUUAUCACAACUGCUUUGUAUUUACUAUUAAAAAAGACGGAAAACACAAA
Sinocyclocheilus anshuiensis is the source of this 5643-nucleotide messenger RNA. RefSeq names its product forkhead box P1b (gene foxp1b). Gene Ontology annotation, cellular component: nucleus. Gene Ontology annotation, molecular function: RNA polymerase II cis-regulatory region sequence-specific DNA binding; DNA-binding transcription repressor activity, RNA polymerase II-specific. The coding region runs from base 33 to 2012 and encodes 659 amino acids. NCBI's taxonomy places the organism in Eukaryota, Metazoa, Chordata, Actinopteri, Cypriniformes, Cyprinidae. The record is from RefSeq and is a predicted model, not a curated record. The transcript is spliced from 18 exons. Gene Ontology annotation, biological process: regulation of transcription by RNA polymerase II.